This is a messenger RNA of Engraulis encrasicolus (European anchovy), 2673 nucleotides long. RefSeq names its product actin filament associated protein 1-like 1b (gene afap1l1b). Gene Ontology annotation, molecular function: SH3 domain binding. Gene Ontology annotation, cellular component: cytosol. The transcript is spliced from 19 exons. The coding region runs from base 96 to 2453 and encodes 785 amino acids. NCBI's taxonomy places the organism in Eukaryota, Metazoa, Chordata, Actinopteri, Clupeiformes, Engraulidae. The record is from RefSeq and is a predicted model, not a curated record.
UCCAGCUAUUCGCGCGGCUCCGUCCCGAAAAGGAAUCUUAUCCAGGAUAAUAGGCUACCCAAUUUAUUUAAAAAGAAACAACUAUCACAUUGGACAUGGACACCACUGAGACGACCUCGAUGGAGCACUUUGUGACGGAGCUGAACGUGCUUCUGAAGCUGCUGGAGCAUGAGAGCGUGAGCUCCGCCACUGCUGAGAAGAUGACUGUGGUGAGGAACCUACUGAAGCAGCUUCACCCACCAGUUAAUGGAUCAGACUUUAUAUAUAUGAACACCUCCCUGUAUGGAAAUGGUACCAGUUUUGUGGAGUCUUUGUUCGAGGAGUUUGACUGUGACCUGCAGGACUUGAGGGCUUCUCCCGAGGAAUUAAAGGAUCAAGUGGAGGAUACCUCAUCCAAGGAGCCCCCCUCUAAAUCAAGUCCCACGGACACCCCUCCCCCGCCCCCGCUCCCCACGACCCCUCCCCCAGAGGACUACUAUGAGGAGGCGGUGCCGCUGGACCCGGGCAAGUCCCCCCAGUACAUCACCACGCGCAGAAAUUCCAGCCCACCAAACUCCAUAGAGGACAUUUACUACGAGGACGCAGACAACAACUACCCCACCACUCGCAUGAACGGACCCCGCAAGAACUCAUAUAAUGAUUCGGAUGCUCUGAGCAGCUCGUACGAGUCGUACGAUGAGGAGGACGAUGAGGCGAAGGGGCAGGGGCAGGAGCAGGAGCGGACGCGGCGCUGGCCCUCGGAGGACACCACAGUGGGGCCCGUCAAGGACUGUCGCAUCGCAGACUUCCUGCUCAGGAAGAAACGCUUCGGCCAGUGGACCAAGCAGCUCACCGUCAUACGUGAAAACAAACUACAGUGUUACAAAAGCCCAAAGGAUCGCCUGCCACAGUUCGACCUGCCGCUUAACAUCUGUCAGGUCAUCUACGUGCCGAAAGAUGGCCGCCGCAAAAAGCACGAGCUUCGCGUCUCACUGCCAGGAGCUGAGGCCCUCGUCUUGGCCGUUCAAAACAAGGAGCAGGCCGAGAGGUGGCUCAAGGUGAUCCAGGAGAUGAGCAGCAAGGCCAUCAGCAGCACUGACACGCUGGACGGCUCUUCCUCUCCCAUGAUCCAACGCAAAAUGGACAUAGAGAAAAUGUUUAUAACAGACAAGCAUACCUCAGACUCCGAUAGCUUGGUCAAUGGUGACAGCAACACGUUAACUUCUAGCCAUGGGAGGGAAAGCUUUGAGUUGGCGAAGGGGAAGAAGGGCGCCCUGUCGGAGCUGACCGGCUCCAUGAGUCGCGCCGCUGGCAAGAAGAUCAACCGCAUCAUCAGCUUCUCCAAGAAGAAGCCCCCUCUGCCGGGAGAGCCGCACUCAGCCCCCGCCAUAGACCCACGCUGUGGCCACUUGAACGUGCUGGUGAACCAGAGCUGGCGCGAGCGCUGGUGCAGCGUGCGGGGCGGCACCCUGUUCCUCCACAAGGACCGCGGGGACGCCCACACCCACGUCAACUCCCUCCCGCUGCAGGGCUGCGAGAUCCUGCCCGGCCUGGGGCCCAAGCACCCCUUCGCCUUCCGCAUCCUCCGAGGGGGCAACGAGGUGGCCGUCCUAGAGGCGAGCUGCUCGGAGGAGCUGGGCCGGUGGCUGGGGCUGCUGCUGGCGGAGACGGGGGGAGCGGUGACCCCCGAGGCCCUGCACUACGACUACGUGGACGUGGAGACCAUCAGCCACAUCCAGGAUGCAGCCAGACACUCCUUCCUAUGGGCUACUUCAUCGAGCAGUGCUUCCUCUGAAACGAGGACUUAUGAUGAAGUGCCAUAUGAGAGUGUGAUGACACAAGAGGAGGCCAAACCCAAACGGCUGGGAUCUCAGAUCAAGCGUCACUCGUCCUUCUCCAGUGGUGAUGCUGCCAAGGCAGACACCCUGGUCUCGGUCAAGCGCAACGGCUCUUCAGCGAACCAAUAUGGGAAGUACGGGAAGACGAGAGCAGAGGAGGACGCUAGGCGAUACCUGAACGAAAAGGAGGAGCUCGAGAAACAGAAAGAGGUCAUCAGACAAGCACUGGUGUUACUACGGAAAGAGAAGAGGGACAUCAAGGAGGAACAGAAAACUGCAACAGCCAUGAAACAGAAGACGCUGGAGCAGCGUCUGGCCAAGCUGGAGGACAGGUGUCGAGAGAAGGAGAGCGAGCGUGUGGACCUGGAGCUGCGGCUCACAGAGGUCAAGGAGAACCUGAAGAAGUCUCUGGCCGGCGGCAUGCUAGGACCCCCCAUUGAGAGCAAACCUACAUCACCGUGUACAUCUAAGGUCCCGAGAAAAGCUGGAGGACUGGAGAUCACGUACAGUGAAUCCUCCGUGCCGGUGAACAGCGCGUCCGAGAUGAAAAAACGGCCUCCUUCCAUCUACGCCUCAAGCCGAGGAAAUGUGAUGCAGAAAGCAAAAGAGUGGGAAUCCAAGAAAGGAGCUUCUUGAAGUGAACUGAUCCAGCGAGAGGAGGAAGAAGAAGACUGCUCUAAAGUGAACAUGCAUGUGUGGCCGUCAUGUGGCAAUGCUUGAGUGCUGAGGGAAAUUACGGAUGUCAGUGUGUGCGCGCGUGUGUGUGUGUGUGUGUGUGUGUAAGAGUGUGCGCGUGCGUGUUUGCGUGUGUGCAUGGGUGUGAGUGUGUGGAGAUGUGGGCGUGCGUGCGUGUGUG